This is a messenger RNA of Fusarium graminearum PH-1, 804 nucleotides long. RefSeq lists its product as uncharacterized. Bases 1 to 804 code for a protein of 267 amino acids. The record is from RefSeq and is a predicted model, not a curated record. Gene Ontology annotation, molecular function: oxidoreductase activity. NCBI's taxonomy places the organism in Eukaryota, Fungi, Ascomycota, Sordariomycetes, Hypocreales, Nectriaceae. The transcript is spliced from 5 exons.
AUGGAGCAGCCGCAGAGUGUACAAGCCGCUAUUGCGUAUAUGAAACCCGACGAUGAGCUCUUUCGCAAGGAAAAGCCCUAUGUGUCGCUCGUCCCCUUUCUCGCAAAAGGCGCCAACUUUACAAACACCGAAGUCGACGAGCACACAAUGGAAAUAAAGAAUGUCCGCGGCAGAGAGUCAGAAUUUGAUCUUGACAAAAACGGAUUUUCCUACGUUUUAUACCAACCUAAAGAACGGCCUGGCCACGAUGUUCAGAGCCCUGAUCAUCCUUACAUGAAAGAGAUCUCUGAAUUCUUAAAGAGCUAUUUGGGGGCUCAAGACGUGACACCAUAUGAUGCAAAUACAAGGAAAGUCGGCGAUCCAGAGUUUCUACAGGCAUCGCUGUAUGCCCACGUUGAUCACUCAAUUCCCAACUGUAAAUGGAGAGUCCAACAACUAAUGGCAGAGAAAGGAAAGCAAAUGCCCAAGAGAUGGGAAUUGAUAAAUAUCUGGGUACCCAUCAAAGGACCAGUCCGAGGUUCACCACUCGCAGUUUGUGACUACCAGACCGUCUGUCGAGAUGACCUCGUCGCAGUAGAUUCCGUCUUUCCGCACCGAGUCAUGGAAGUUUACCACGUGAAGCACAACCCGUCUCACCAGUGGUACUACAUGGAGGACCAGAAUGUUGAUGACCUUCUUAUUCUCAAGUCAUGGGACAGCCAGGAGGAUAAGGCAUGCUGCUGCAUUCAUACGGCUAUCAUCCCCGAUCCCCAAGUCAAGACAGUUCGUGAAAGCAUUGAGAUUAGGUUUAUUGUCGAGUAUUGA